This is a messenger RNA of Camelina sativa (false flax), 951 nucleotides long. The record is from RefSeq and is a predicted model, not a curated record. NCBI's taxonomy places the organism in Eukaryota, Viridiplantae, Streptophyta, Magnoliopsida, Brassicales, Brassicaceae.
AUGCACCGGACGACGCUCUGGCCGUCCUCGCAUCCACCUCCGAUCCCGACCUCCGCCGAGUCAUCCCUGUCGAGAGCAUCGAUCGACCAAGCAUCAAUCUUCUCGCACAUGCCGAGCCCAGUAUCCAAGAUAAGAAAAAGAAAAAACAGAUUAUCGAACAUUAGACUUUCAGCGAUCAAACAAAGAACAGAGGACAGCACCCCCAUACUCACGUUAUUCGUCGUUGAACCAUCGGCCAAUGUACCACCUGUUGAGUUCUUGGCCGAGCAAGGAUCCGCGACUAUCAAAGAAGGACAAAUUUCGUCGUCUCAGGAACAAUCGUCACAAUCUCACGAACGAGUUUCAUCGUCACCAUCUCAAGAACAAGCGUCAUCAUCGCACGCUCAUCCCAAUCCCGAACUUCACGAGCGACCACACGAUUGGCAAGAAGAAAUUUGUUGUUUUAUCGCAGACGGUAUCGUCCCCUCGGACAAGUGGGAGGCCCGGCGCCUUCCGACUCGCUGCGCGCAUUACACACUUCUCGAUGGCAACGUCUUCCGUUGGACAGCAUCUGGUACACUUUUGACUUGCGUCGGUUCCGAAGAAAUCAAUGAUGUAAUGAGAGAGGUUCACGAAGGUUCCGGCGGUAAUCACUCCGGAGGUCGCGCUCUCGCACAACGCAUACGCAAUAAUGGUCAUUAUUGGCCAACCAUGAAUGACGACUGCGAUAAAUUCGUCGCUAGAUGCGAGAAAUGCCAGCGCCACGCUCCAAUCAUCCAUGCGCCAACCGAACUGUUGAGAACGACCUCUCCACCAUAUCCCUUUAUGAGAUGGGCAAUGGAUUUCGUUGGACCUCUCCCUGCGUCCCGUCAGAAGAAAUACAUUCUCAUUAUGACGGAUUAUUUCACCAAAUGGGUUGAAGCCGAAGCCUACGCAAAAAUCGGAACAAACGAAGUCCAAAAAUUUGUGUGA